AUGACGGACCUGGCGUCCAACGAGAUCAACAAGGGCCUCGCCGAGUCCGACCACAUCGAGUGGCCCGCGACUCUCGUGCUCGUCGCCAUCAUCGUGUACGUGGCCUGUUUCUCGUCGGUCGUGGCCACGAUUGCGUGGAUCGGCACGGAGCUGAUCCUCCUUGAUGCUCGAGCUCUUGGGACUGUACAACCAAUAUCGCUCUGCCAAUCAUCCGCGGACGCCGAGAGCGUCGGUCACCGUCAACUCCUUGUGAACGUCUGGAUAUUCAAGCAAGUCGCUAUGACGAUCUUCACAUUCCGGUGCUGGAACUUGUGUUUCCCCAAGAGACUCGAGGAGCAUUGUCGGUCGUGCCAGAUUCGUUCCGAAAUCUCGGUCAUGUUGGACGCGUGCUGGUGA
Messenger RNA from Fonsecaea erecta, 396 nucleotides. RefSeq lists its product as hypothetical. The transcript has a single exon. Lineage: Eukaryota; Fungi; Ascomycota; Eurotiomycetes; Chaetothyriales; Herpotrichiellaceae. The record is from RefSeq and is a predicted model, not a curated record. The coding region runs from base 1 to 396 and encodes 131 amino acids.